Molecule: messenger RNA, 1039 nt
Organism: Silurus meridionalis
Lineage: Eukaryota; Metazoa; Chordata; Actinopteri; Siluriformes; Siluridae
Product: transcription factor SOX-30-like
Exons: 6
Coding region: 133-984 (283 amino acids)
Source: RefSeq, a predicted model, not a curated record
UCGCGUGCACCACGCCCCCGUUGUCAUGGAAACUUGAACGCAAACGAUCGUUGCUGAGAGGACAAUAAAGUCUUUUUGAGGUUAAUUUGCGAUAAAAUAAGAGAAUUUCACUGAAGAAAAAAAAGUUUGAAGAUGCAGAACAUUGACACAAACGAAAAUUACAGUCUUGAAAACCAGAUUCUCGCACUUAAAGAUAAAUUUAACACAGCCAAGUGCAGAGAUAAAAAAGGCAACAUCAGAAGGCCAAUGAAUGCCUACAUGGUUUGGGCGAGGAUACAGCGGCCCAUCUUCUCCAAGGCCAAACCAAAUACCAGCUCUGCAGAGAUCAGCAUGCAGCUUGGGAUCGAGUGGAACAAACUGAGCGAAGAACAGAAGAAACCCUACUACAAAGAAUCAUUGAGGCUUAAACAGGAACACGCACAGAUGUUUCCUGAUUGGGUUUAUAAACCAUAUCCAAAGAAAGGAAGGAGACGCAGCCAAAAAGUGGUACCUCAGGACAGCACUGGCAGUUUGCAGAGUAGCCCCUCACAUAGGAUAACUGAUCUAGAGCCAAACCUCCAUAUAGUCAUGGACAUGCCAGAAGAAGUACCAGUACAUGACCAGUCCAUGCCUGAAUUUAGUGAUCAGUUCCCUGGCCUUAGCCACCAAAUCUCACAAGAACUGCUGUCUCCUGAGGGCACCUACUUUGAUCCACCUCUUAACCCUUCUGUUCCACCAUUCUGCAUGCCUGAACUGACUUUCUGCCAAACUAACACCUGCCAUGUGUCUGACUGUACAAGCAGUGAAGCUCAACUUGUGGAUGAGGAUGAAAUCACUUUGCUAAACAAUGAAAUCUUUUCUAUUUUAAACGAGGAAUUUGGCUUUUUUAAACAGUUUGGAGCUCAGACUUACAGUGAAAACUCCCACAACAGCACAGAGAUCCUGGAUUCUGUAGCAGUGUUUGACAUAGACGGUCUCGAGGAUAUGUUGAACAAACUUGUUUAGAUGGACAGUGACAGUUUACAGUUAAAUUGUUCAGCAAAAAAAUAAAGAUUUUAAA